Messenger RNA from Leptidea sinapis, 1330 nucleotides. RefSeq names its product telomere length and silencing protein 1 homolog. The record is from RefSeq and is a predicted model, not a curated record. Gene Ontology annotation, biological process: mRNA splicing, via spliceosome. The coding region runs from base 248 to 1150 and encodes 300 amino acids. Gene Ontology annotation, cellular component: spliceosomal complex. The transcript has 2 exons. Lineage: Eukaryota; Metazoa; Arthropoda; Insecta; Lepidoptera; Pieridae.
AGAACACUUUUACUCUAAUGGGGAGAAUUAUGCUUUUAAAUAUCAUUGAUGUGUUUGACACGUUUGAGUAUAUAACUAUAUACUUUUGUAGCUUAGAAAAACAACUAUAUAGAGAAUUUAAACACUACGUUCAGCCUUCAGUUGCAGUAAACUGACGAUAUUAUCACAAUAAGUCUGUGAACGAAUAGUGAAAAGCAGUAAAGUGUGAACUAUAAAAUUAUAAAAUCCAAAUUAAGUAUUUGAGAUUAUGAGUGACAACAAUGAUAAUAAUUGUGAAGAAAUAAAAUUUAAACCCAAAAAGAAGAAAAAUAUAAGGCAACGAUUUAAAGAUGAAGAUGACGAAGAGGAUGAGCAACAGAUUCUUUGGAAGAUAGAAGAAACCAAGGAACUGCAGAAACUACGAGAACGACCAAAUGGUGUUAGUAUUAUUGCACUAGCAACGGGACAAAAAGUUAGUUUAGAAGAUGAAAUAACAUGUAAAGACCCAUUUAAAGUGAAAUCUGGUGGUUUAGUUAAUAUGCAAGCUUUAAAAAGUGGUAAGAUAAAGCAAGUAGAAGAUGCAUAUGAUACUGGGAUAGGCACUCAGUUUUCGGCCGAAACUAAUAAAAGGGAUGAAGAUGAAGAGAUGAUGAAAUAUAUUGAAGAAAAACUAGCUAAGAAAAAAGAGGGUCACAACCAGGAUAAAAGAGAGACUGAUGAAAUGGACACACUCAAAUAUCUUUCACCAGAAGAAGCUGCCUUACUUUCCCUCCCAGAACAUCUAAGGGUUUCUUCAACACAUAAGUCAGAAGAGAUGUUAUCAAAUCAGAUGCUUAGCGGAAUACCUGAGGUUGACCUUGGUAUUGAGGCAAAAAUUAAAAAUAUAGAAGCAACUGAGGAAGCUAAAAUGAAACUCAUGUGGGAGAGGCAAAAUAAAAAAGAUGGUCCUUCACAAUUUGUACCCACCAACAUGGCUGUUAAUUUUGUGCAGCACAAUAGGUUUAAUUUAGAAAAUAAUGCUAAGAAGAGGAAAGCUGUUCAUGAAACUGUUAAAGUUGAAAAAAGUGUAAUAAGUCAGAGUGUUGAUAAAAUAGUGGAGAAGGCUAAAGGGGAGAGGGCGACAGAUGACUACCACUAUGAAAAGUUUAGAAAGCAAUUUAGAAAAUAUUAGAUAUAAUAUUAACAAAUAAACUGAUUUCUGUGAAUGACAAUAAUUGGUGGAAUCUAUUCUUUCUUAUUACUUUAAACAUAAUAUUUUUGUAAAAGGUCUAGUGAAAGUGUUUAUUUGGCAUACUAUUUUACACAUGUAAAGUGAAAAAUAUGAGAUUGAAAUAAAGAGGUUUUGUCAGAA